Trichosporon asahii var. asahii CBS 2479 is the source of this 1812-nucleotide messenger RNA. Its product is annotated as transcription factor iiia. Gene Ontology annotation, cellular component: nucleus. Gene Ontology annotation, molecular function: RNA polymerase II transcription regulatory region sequence-specific DNA binding; DNA-binding transcription factor activity, RNA polymerase II-specific. Gene Ontology annotation, biological process: regulation of transcription by RNA polymerase II. NCBI's taxonomy places the organism in Eukaryota, Fungi, Basidiomycota, Tremellomycetes, Trichosporonales, Trichosporonaceae. The coding region runs from base 1 to 1812 and encodes 603 amino acids. The record is from RefSeq and is a predicted model, not a curated record. The transcript has 2 exons.
AUGACAACAAUAGAACCACCAUUGUCGACUCGGCCGAUGCGUGCGUGCCGACUGCAGUCGGCAGCGCGGAUGGCUGGUCUCCCGACCCCACCAGAAACACCUCCACUUGCGCGCCGACCGCAACCUCUGCGUGCUCGAUCGACCCCGGUACGACAUAGCGCUCCCCUUCCUCAGGAUGGUCUAUCCUCUGUGUCUAUGCCCGUCACUCGGGCUCCGUCGCCCGGUCUCCAGCCCAUCGUUGAGAUCACGCGAUCAAGUGAGACGACAAGCCCGUCUGUAAACAAUAUCGAGGCGCGGACACCCCUUCCUCGGCGCCGAUCUGCUCUCGGCCUCGACCUGAACGAUUCCAACGAGGCCACUCCGCUCCCGAUCUCCGUCCAGCUUCCGACCCCCGAUGACUUCCUCAACCUUCCACCUGCACAGGCGUCAAGACCGGUCAACACCGCUUCUCCGAAGCGGGUGACGAUCGACGGCAAGCCGCGAUGCCGUGUCGAGCGCCGAUUCCCGUGCGACUUCCCCGGCUGCACCAAGGCGUACUUCAAGCAAAGUCGCCUGAACGAACACAAGCAGACGCACACCGGCGAGCGUUCUCACAAGUGCGAGGAGGAAGGCUGCGGCAAGACGUACUACCGCCGCAGCCAUCUCGUCGCACACAUGCGCACACACAAGAAGCCGGAAGAGAAGCCCUUCGUGUGCCCCCGACAAGGCUGCGGGAAGCAUUUCUGGACGGCGUCGCACUGUAAACGCCAUGAGGAGAGCCACGACCGGGCCGAGGAGCAUGCGUGCGAGCACUGCGAGGCCGUGUUCGCCAAGGCGAACCAGCUCCGCGAUCACGUCGCUGAUGCCCACAUGCCGGCCGGCACCAAGCCCUGGUUGUGCAAGCACGAGGGCUGUGGAAAGAGUUUCGCCAUGAAGCAGCAGCUAAAGACUCACACUAAAACGCAUGAUCCUACGCGCUAUAUGUGCGGCCACGCCGACCACGAGACGGCAGUCCUGUUCGCAACCUGGACCGAACUGCAAGCGCACACACGCGAGGCUCAUCCUGCCGUGUGCCCGUAUGACGAGUGCCACGGGCGGACGUUCAAGACUCCUGCCCGUCUCCGAGACCACCUCAAAGUGCACGCCGAGCGGGAGGAAGACCUGGCCGCUGUGGGAUCGGACGAGGAGAUUGCACCGGUCUUGCAGAAGAAGCGGCCGUCUCGCCGGAAACGCCGUCGCUCGGACGUCGACGAUGCCGGCGACCAACCCCUGUCGCCCGAGGCUCCGAAGAAACUGGCGCGCAUCGAGGGCGGCUCGGCGGGCAAGAUCUAUGCCUGCGGCACUCCCGGUUGCGGCAAGACUUACAAGACGCAGUAUGCCCGAGACGAGCACGCCCAGGCCGCCCAUGCGAAGGGCAAGCACCGAUGCGAUGUGUGCGGGCGCACGUACAGGCGUCCAGCGAGUCUGAAGCGACACCAGGCUGAUGGGUGGUGUGACCCGAAUCGCGAGAGCGAGGCCGAGUGCACCGAGGACGAGAGUCACGGGGACAUUGCGGCCGAGCUGCUCGGCAUCGCUACUGCGCCGGGUGGACAGCAGUACCGUCCCUGGGUCUGCCCAUAUCUCACGCAUGUUGAACUUCAUGGCCUGGGGGAGAAGGAGAUGGAGAGGGACGAGAACAUGGAGGAGGAGGAGGAGGAAGGGGAAGAAGCAUGCUCUGAGCGAUUCUUCCGAGUGUACGAUGUGCGCCGGCACUUGGGGGCUGUGCACGGUGUUGUAAUCGGGGAUGAGGAGACGCGCAAGCUCCUGCUCGCAGAUGGGCAGCGGGGAGAGUAG